Plasmodium malariae is the source of this 4638-nucleotide messenger RNA. It is a transcript of the gene PUF1, whose product is annotated as mRNA-binding protein PUF1, putative. The record is from RefSeq and is a predicted model, not a curated record. Gene Ontology annotation, molecular function: mRNA binding. Bases 1 to 4638 code for a protein of 1545 amino acids. Gene Ontology annotation, biological process: post-transcriptional regulation of gene expression. NCBI's taxonomy places the organism in Eukaryota, Apicomplexa, Aconoidasida, Haemosporida, Plasmodiidae. The transcript has 5 exons. Gene Ontology annotation, cellular component: cytoplasm.
AUGGAAGAAAAAGAAGCGAACCAUUAUGAUCAUAGGACAGAUUCAUUAGAGAAUGAAUCUAUCGAAGGGAACAAUAUUAUACUUAAAGAAGAAGAAAAAAAUAAAAUAUGUAAUGGUAAUAUGAACAUGGUCAAUAAAAAAAUGUCUAAACACGGCAACUCGAGCUACUCUUCUAAGAAGAAAAAUAUUAACAGUACCAAUAAAUACAGUGAUAAAGGGGAUGAUAACAAUAGCAACGAUAGCAGGAAAGAUUAUCGAGGAGAAAAUUUAGAUGGCAUUGUCAAAGAUGGUAAUAUUUCAGGUGAUAAAAAGGCAUUAAUUAGCAAAGAUGUGGAAGUUGAUGUAGAAGUAGAAGUAAAUGUAGAUGUAAACGUAGAUGUAGGUGUAGAUGUAGACGUAGAGAAGAGCUCUGAAGUCGCGUACAGCGAUACAUUAUUACCAAUGAGUGAAGGAGGUAUACCUUCAACUGUUUCCGAUAACAUGAUUGUGGGAAUAAACAUACCUUACCAUGACAGGAAUAACUUAAAUGAUAUGACAGAUAUUUCGAUGAAAAAGAAUGGAGGAAAAUGCCCAUCAAAUAACAAUAAUAACAACAUAAAUAGUAACAGCUUAAGCAGCAACAACAUAAGCAUCAACAUGAGUAACAGUAUCACCUCCACUAACAACAAUGCACCGACUUUAUACAAAAACACCUACAGUAGCUGUUAUACGAAUAAAGAAAUAACGAAUAACAACGUAAAAUCUAUUAUGAACUAUCCUUCUACAAAUACGUUAAAUUAUAAUAAAGAAAAUUACUGCACUUAUUUUGAUGAUACAAACAGAAUGAAUAGUACAUCUUAUUUUCCAUCAACCCUACCGAAUACCUGUUCUCCUAAUUAUAACGAUGCAAAUUUUUUAUUAAAUGCAAAAAAUUUUAUGGUACCUUAUGACUAUUACAACUAUUACUGCUCUUCAUUCAUUCCAGCAUGCCCUUUUUUUAACUACAGAAAUGAUAUUAUGAAUAAUAAGCAUUAUUGCGGGGUUGACUGUACCACUAGUGAUUUGAGCAAUAACAAUGUUAGCUGUAGCAGCAACAGCGGUAACAGAGGUAACAGCGGUGGAAAUGGUAAUGCUAACGGCAGUGGCAAUGUACAUGGUAGCGCUAAUGUUAGUGGCAACAACAAUGGGAAUAACAGUUUUAAUAAUAAUACCCUUGUGAAUUGUGAUAACAGCAAUAAAAUGUAUUAUAACUAUAGCAAGUAUCUUUGCGUUCCCAAUGUAUACAUUAAUGAUAAAAUAUACCACACAGAUGCAAUGUCUGGUGCAUUACAUUGCCCCGACAAAAUAGCAGGUAAUGCCUUAAUGCAUAAAGGUGUGUUACCGUACAGUAUGAGUGGUAUUAGCGGAGUUGGCAGUAUUAGCGGAGUUGGCGGUAUUAGCGGAGUUGGCGGUAUUAUCGGCAUUAACUGUGGUGGUGGCAUGAACGAGUAUAAUAAUAUGAUCCCACCAAACAGUGAUAACUUAAGCAGCAGUUCUAACGUUAACUCUAACAAUAAUACGCAAAUAGUUAAUUACUUCAACUAUGUUUCCAAUAGCAAUUUUAACAUACGAAGAUACUUAUCAAAUAACAGUAGACAGAACAGUAGCAAUGCUUACCAACAAAAUAUAUCAUAUUACAAUACCUUUAAUUCUAACUGCUAUUCCUCAGCAUCUAAGUCUUAUUUCUGUAAUCAAUUUUUUAAUGAAUACCCCAUAUUUCCGUUAUCUCCCAUCGAUGUUUAUAACACAGACGAUAUGAAUCAUCCUCAAAAUAAUUUGUAUCCAUAUCAAUCAACCACUAGCAUAAAUAACGAAGAUUUAAAAAAAAAAGAAGAAUUGAAAAAUACGAAUAGUAAUAACCAAAAUUUAAAUAAGAGAGCUAUGAAUAGUAAAAAAUUUAAUUAUAGUAAGGAAAAUUAUUUGUUACCUGUAUCAUUUUCUGGAAACAUCUACAAAAUAGCCAAGAGGAUACUAGAAAAGAAAAAUCCAAAGCACAUUGAGGAAAUAUAUAAUGAAGCCUUAGAACACAUAAUAGAAUUAAUGGUUGACCCUUUUGGCAAUUACUUGUGUCAAAAGUUAAUGGAAGUAUGUACCCCAGAACAGAUAGAAAAAAUUAUUGACAAAUCCUCAGAUGAACUAAUUAAUGCUUCAAUAAGUAUCCACGGGACGAGGACUGUCCAGAAGCUUAUAGAAAUGAUAAAAACGCCUUCACAAAUAAAAAAAACGACGAAAGCUCUAAAGAAUUCUAUAAUUACUUUAAUCAAAGAUAUUAAUGGAAAUCAUGUUGUCCAGAAAUGUUUGAUUACGCUCUCAAGUAAUCAUUGUAAUUUUAUAUAUGAUGCUAUUUUGAAAAAUUGUGUUGAUGUUUCUACGCACAGACAUGGUUGUUGUGUUAUUCAGAGGUGCAUUGAUUCUGCCAACGAGAAGCAAAGGGAGUUAUUCAUAAAAAAUAUUUCAAACAGCGCACUGGACCUAGUACAGGAUGCUUUCGGAAAUUAUGUCGUUCAGUACAUAUUAAAUUUAGGAGAUGAAAAAGUAAACUUAGAUAUUGUUAAUAAAUUAUUACCAAGUAUAGAAAAUCUAGCUGUUCAAAAAUUUUCUUCAAAUGUAGUAGAGAAAUGUCUAAUAAAUGGUAAUAAUCAAUGUAGAAAAAUAAUGAUUAAUGCAUUAUUAAAAAAAGGACAAGAUGUGUUAAAAAGUAUUAUACUUGAUCCGUUUGGUAAUUAUGUUAUACAAAGAGCAUUGUCAGUUGCCUCUGAACCUGAAUUAACGAAAUUAGUAGAAGGAAUAAAACCUUAUAUAAAAGAAUUACGUAAUAUAUCAUCAGGUAAAAGAAUUGCAUGGAAACUAGCCAAAAGGCAUCCUUUACUUAAUGCAGAUAUUAAUAAUCAAUAUUUUGAGAACGAUCAAAUUUCAAAUGUGAAUACAUCUAAUGACCAUCCAAGUACUUCUAAUAAAGACCAAUCUUCCUUCAGUACUAAUGUAACGGAUAUACCAAAAAUUGUAAAAAAUGGGAAAAAAAAAAAAAAAAAUGAAAUGUAUAAUAAUUCAAAACUACCAUUUUCAAAUAAUUAUAACCGACUAACAAAUAGUAUUCCGUUGUAUAACAAUAAUACAGAACAAAAUAGAACCAUGCAAAGUAUGGACCAUUUGAACAUUCAGAAUAACGCUGAAGUCGAGGAUAAAUAUGCUAUUGAUAAAGAUCCUCGUUUGAGCGGUGCUUCUAUUAUCGGUCCACCUAUAAGCUACCCUCCUAUUAAUGACAAACGCAGCGAUAGUUCUUUCAUGAACAGUACAAUUUAUUACAGUAAAAAUUGCAUACCUGAUGAGUUUUCGUAUAAUUAUGGAACGGCUAGCAGUAAUCAAAGAAUCAGUUAUAACGAAAUGAUCCCGACAAAUUGCAACAUCAACAACAAUAAUAGUGGUAACUGUAAUAAUGUGGAUAAAAGCCUGGAGCGUAAUAACUGUUCAUACAACGCGAUGACGAAUAAUGAUUAUAAUACGGACAAGCAGAAUAGAUAUCAAAAUAAAAAUAACUACAAACGAUUCAGCCAUAAUGAGGUGGUAGGUACAGAUAUGGACGAUUUAAAUAAAAAUGAUAACACCGUAUACCCCAUAUCAUGUGAACAAAAUGAAAAUAUGAACAACGUUUCCAAAGAAAGAAAUAAUAAUUCUAGUGGUCGUUUCAGAGGAAAAAAUCAGAAAAGUAAUGACCAUAGUAGGGGAAGAAAUAAGAAAAAUAAUAAACAAGGUAGGGGAAAAAAUCAAAAUUUUUAUGAUCAAGUCAGGGAAAAUAAUCAGAAAUUUAAUGAACAAGGAAGUAGAAGGGAUAAAAAAUAUAAUGAUAAUUUGGAUGACACAAAAUAUGAGCGUAAUAAUAACUUACAUCGAGAGACCGAAAUUAAUGAGCUUAAGGCAGAUAAUCUAGUGGGUGGAAUAAAUAAUUGUAGUACCAACAGUAUAUAUGAUAAUUUUAACGGUGAAAACUACAGCAAUGGGAACAGGAACGGGAACAGAAAUGGAAAGCGAAAUGGAAAUGAGAACGAAAAUGGAAAUGAGAACGAAAAUGGAAAUGAGAACGAAAAUGGAAACGAGAACGAAAAUGGAAACGAGAACGAAAAUGGAAACGAGAACGAAAAUGGAAACGAGAACGAAAAUGGAAACCGAAACAUGCACAAAGAUUGGGUUAAAAAAAGUGAGGAAUACACAGUUGGAUCAAAGGAUAAAUUCAGGGAUACAAGGAGUAACAAAAUAGGCAAUAAUUUUAAGAAGAGCGAAUGUAAAAAAGAACAGACGGACCUAAUCAAUAAUGUAAAUAAUAUUUAUAACGUAAUAUCAAGUAAAAACUACGCCUAUAGUAAUAACAGCAAUAAUGUUAGCAAUAAUAACAGCAGGAAUAAUAAUAAUAAUAAUAGUUACAACUCAUACAAUGAAAAUUGUGGAAACUUUCAUCCCAAGAGAAAUAAUAGUCAAAAAUAUAAUUCUAACAUGUGUAGUAAUAAGAUUAACUUAAAAGUUUCAUAUGCCUUAACAAGCAAUCAAAAUAAUAAAGAUGACAACAUCACGAAGAAGUCCAAAAAAGGCAGAAAAAAAUAUACGAAUGAAUUGUGCUCAACGUGA